UAGAAAAAAUAAGUAGAAAGAGAAACAAGAGUUUUAGAUUGAGAGAAAGCGAAGAGAAAUGGCGAUGUCAAUGGUGAGAUCCGGUUUUCAAUCUGCUCUUCGCAGAGGCGGACGUAGCAGCGUUCCAACCAAGAGGAACUUCUCGUCCUCAGCUCAUCACGAUGAUGCCCAUGAAGCGGCGAAAUGGGAAAAGAUUUCAUACGCUGGAAUUGUGGGUUGCACUGCUUUUGCUGUCUGGACUUUGUCAAAGGGUCAUCCCCAUGGGGAGGAGCAACCAGCAUAUCCUUACAUGCGCAUCCGAAACAAGGAGUUCCCAUGGGGUCCUGAUGGUCUCUUCGAGGUCAAAAGCCAUGAUCAUUAAUUUUUAGUAGAUAACUCUGGAUAUUAAACUUGUUAGUAAACUUCUCAUUGGGGGCGAACGACAUUGAAGCUUUCAAACAUUCUGUUGUUUUUUUGUUUGUUUCUUUUUUAUCUUAAUGCUCUUGCAAAUGCAAUAAAAAUGUGAUAAGAUAGUCUCAGUAUAUUUUAUCAACUCUUUUGUCAGUACAUUCAUUUGUUACCUGUA
Papaver somniferum (opium poppy) is the source of this 565-nucleotide messenger RNA. RefSeq names its product cytochrome c oxidase subunit 6a, mitochondrial-like. Lineage: Eukaryota; Viridiplantae; Streptophyta; Magnoliopsida; Ranunculales; Papaveraceae. Gene Ontology annotation, molecular function: enzyme regulator activity. The record is from RefSeq and is a predicted model, not a curated record. The transcript has 4 exons. Gene Ontology annotation, cellular component: mitochondrial inner membrane. Gene Ontology annotation, biological process: mitochondrial electron transport, cytochrome c to oxygen. The coding region runs from base 59 to 361 and encodes 100 amino acids.